Messenger RNA from Lycium barbarum (goji berry), 1432 nucleotides. RefSeq names its product cysteine proteinase 15A-like. The record is from RefSeq and is a predicted model, not a curated record. NCBI's taxonomy places the organism in Eukaryota, Viridiplantae, Streptophyta, Magnoliopsida, Solanales, Solanaceae. Bases 63 to 1217 code for a protein of 384 amino acids. Gene Ontology annotation, molecular function: cysteine-type endopeptidase activity. The transcript is spliced from 5 exons. Gene Ontology annotation, cellular component: lysosome.
CGAGGACAAAGAAAAAAUAUCCACUUCUUGUUCCUCUUCACUCCAUUUUAUCGUUUCUUCAAAUGGCUCAUCUCUUUCUCUUAUCUCUUCUCUCCUUCACACUCAUCUCAUCGGCUUUUUCCUUCUCCGAUGAGGAUCCAUUAAUCCAACAAGUCGUUUCCGAAACCAACGACAACCAUGUCUUAAACGCAGAGCAUCACUUUUCACUGUUUAAAUCUAAGUUUAAUAAGAUCUAUGCUACACAAGAAGAACAUGACCAUAGAUUUAAGGUGUUUAGUGCUAACUUACGACGUGCGAGGAGACACCAGUUGCUUGACCCUUCAGCUGAGCAUGGUGUUACCAAGUUCUCUGAUCUGACUCCAUCCGAGUUUCGAAGGACUUACCUUGGACUGUACAAACCUAAGCCUAAGCUUAACGCUGAGAAAGCUCCCAUCUUACCCACUUCUGAUCUACCGUCUGAUUUUGAUUGGCGUGAAAAAGGCGCCGUCACCGGCGUCAAAAUCAGCAACACAAAUAGCCCUCAAACACCCUUACAUAAAUAUAGUGUUUGGAUAUGUGAUUAUCCACUUGGUUCAUGUGGUUCUUGCUGGUCGUUCAGUACGACAGGAGCGGUGGAAGGAGCUCACUUUUUGGCAACUGGGGAGCUAGUGAGCCUUAGUGAACAGCAGCUUGUUGACUGUGACCAUGAGUGUGAUGCGGAGGAAAAAAGUUCUUGUGAUGCAGGUUGCAACGGUGGUCUCAUGACUAGUGCCUUUGAGUAUACCCUGAAAGCUGGAGGUCUCCAACGGGAGAAAGAUUAUCCUUACACUGGCAAGGAUGGCAAAUGCCACUUUGACAAGAGCAAAAUUGCCGCCUCUGUAUCUAACUUCAGUGUUAUUGGUCUUGAUGAAGACCAAAUUGCUGCUAACCUGGUUAAACAUGGUCCCCUUGCAGUGGGGAUCAACGCUGCUUGGAUGCAGACAUACAUUGGAGGAGUUUCAUGCCCAUUACUUUGCUUCAAGCAUCAGGAUCAUGGUGUCCUCCUGGUGGGUUAUGGUUCUGCUGGCUUUGCCCCUAUCCGUCUUAAGGAAAAGCCUUACUGGAUCAUCAAGAAUUCGUGGGGAGAGAACUGGGGAGAGCACGGAUAUUACAAGAUCUGCAGGGGUCACAAUAUAUGUGGAGUUGAUGCCAUGGUCUCUACUGUCACUGCUGCCCAUACUACUAAUCCUAAUCUUUAAGAUGAAUUUAUCCCAUGAAUGUUGUCUGUGAUCAAGGGUUUUAUUUUACUACCACUACCCUAAUCUGUGUAAAUAUGUCGGUCAGUAAUGUAUUCUGAACUCAAAAGUCUUAGAUUUCAUAAGCACUUUAUUAUUGUGCCUCAACCGACGUACUGUGAUUUGUACUGAAGUUUAUACUGCAAAAAUGAAGUUUGAAUUCUAAGUUAUUUGCAAUA